GAGUUUUGUUUUGUCGCCUAGGCCUGGAGUGCAGUGGUGUGAUCUUGACUCACUGCAACCUGCGCCUCUAGGGUUUAAGCAAUUCUCAUGCCUCAGCCUCCCAAAAAGCUGGGAUUACAGGCAUGCGCCAUCAUGCCUGGCUAAUUUUUGUAUUUUUAGCAGAGACAGGGUUUUGCCAUGUUGGCCAGCUGGUCUUGAACUCCUGGCCUCAGACAAUCCGCCUGUCUUGGCCUUCCAAAGUGCUGGGAUUACAGGCAUAAGUCACUGUGCCUGACCUCCCAUAUUUUCUUCUAAUAAUUAAUCUAUUUAACAUAUUAAAAUAGUGAGCAUUCAAACCAUCACUUUAUAGAUGUCACAUAUUAUUUUUAAAGUUUUUCAAACUUAAGAUAUUGAGAAUUCAAAUAAAUAUACUAUGUAAAUAAUAGGAGAGGUUUAGCAUACAUCUUGCAGUUAGUACCCAAGUGACUGAUGCUUGGUAAAUACUGUGCUAAGCUAAACUGCAUCCUUCUAAAUAUACCUAUUGCUGUAUCUCAUUCCUAGGCUAAGCAGUCCCCCGCCCCAGUACCGAAUGGUUGCCUCAUGCAUCCAUUUAAGAAAGACAGCAGACCAAAACUGGAGUCACUAAAUGCUAAGGAUCCAUGCUACCAAACUGAAACCUGGGUUGCUUACUUGUAAGAUCUUCUGAGAAAUCAGGAGAGAGAUGAAAGCCAAAUUACAUUACACCAAGAUUUCGUCUACACCUCUAUAAGGAAAGUAAUCUUGAAAUGACUGAUCUGCUAUUUGUUCAUUCUUCCUGCUUUCCUCCACUUUUUCCUGCCUGUCAAACUCACCCACUCGGUCCUCAUUGGAGCACCUUUCUAUCUUGUAGACUGCCUGGUGCAUGCAAUGCUAUUAAAAACCAAUCAGAUCUUUGAAACUAAAUUUGUUGAAAUUUUGUUCUUAUACACAUCUGAAAAGCAGCCAUAAGUAUAAAGGCCAGUGAUAUCAAAAGUGGGUAACAAAGCAAGUCAUCUAAUCUAAACUGCAAGACAAGCAUUUUGAGAGGCCUACAACAUACCUUAUUUUCAAUUCUGAAAUGCAGAAAGUCCUCCAAAUUAGUUUUUCCCCACGCUUGGAGUAAACUCAUUUGAACUGAUAUGAGACUAUUUACAACCUUUAUUUAUUUAUUGUAUUUAUUUUAUUUGAGACAGGGUCUCACUCUAUUGGCCAGGCUGGAGUGCUGUGGUGUGAUCACAGCCAACUCACUGCAGCCUCAACCUUCCAGGCCCAAGCAAUUUUCCCACCUCAGCCUUCUGAGUAGCUGGGACUACAGGUGGGCGCCAUAGUGCCCGGCUAAUUUUGUUAUUUUUAUUUUGUAGAGACGGGGGUCUCACUGUGUUGCCGAGGCUGGUCUCAAACUCCUGGGUUCAAGCAAUCCUCCCGCUUUGGCCUUCCAAAGUACUGGGAUUACAAGCAUGAGCCACUGUGCCUGGCCCUAUAUACAACCUUUAUAUAUCCCACUUAGGGUGAAUAUUUGUGAAUACUCACACAUUUCUGCUAUAGAAACAUUGUUUGACUACGGGGGCAUACAAUAUAUCUCACCUUUUUUAAACAUUCAAAAAAUUCUGAAUUUCACAAACACAUCUGGCCUGAAAGGUUUUUGAUAAGGGACUGUGAAUCAGUGGUGGCAUAAUUAGUCUUAGGAGUACUAACUAAUAGGAGAAAUGUAACAUUUGUUAAGUACUUAGUUUGUGUCCAGCAUUGUUCUAAGUAUCUUCUUGGUAAAUGCCUCAUGUAAUCCUCACAAUCUCUAUGCUUUAUCAUCCUAUCCUUUAUAAAUGAGGAAACUGAGGGAGAUUAACUAUUUAAUUUGCUGAGGAUCAUGCAGCAAAUAGCCCGAAGAGGGAUUCAUGCGUUUCACCAUAAUGCUUAAGAACAGGGCUUUGUCAAAGGAUACCUUCAACUGCAGCAGAAUGAUGGACUCAAAUCACAGAGACACGACAAAGUGACGGGUAGUCAGCUGUGGGUUGGUUCAGAGGCUCAGGCUGUUCCGGCUCUAGGUGAUUUCCUGCUUUCCUGGGGUUCCCACCAGCUGCCCUCAUGGUGACAAAAAGGCUGCUGCAGCUCCAGGAAACUUACACUGGGCAAGGACAACAGGAAGAAAACAGCCCCCACUCACCCAACUCCCUUUUUAACUAGAAGAUCUUUCCCGAAACUCUGCCUCAACAGACCUCGCUUACUUCUCCCUGGCCCGUACUAGGUCGUGUACCCAUCGUUAGCCAAUCGCUGGCAACGGAUUGGCCCCGUUUUAAUUUAUCCCAAAAAGGCGCCAGUCUGGGCUGUUUGGAGCAGUCAAGGGAGCUCCGUGCUAAGGCAGGAGGGGCCUGGACAUGCGGCUGCAGGAGUCCGGGCCUCGGUGCCCUAAGAUGAGGGCUCAGUGGUGCUCAGCACCGCGCCGGGCCAGAGACUGAGCCGCCGCCGGCUGUUGAGGGUUGGUUGGCUGAAUCCCCGGCAGGGGCCAGGCGGAGCGAACAUCACCGCGGCAACUGCCUCCACAGCACACACUCCCGACAGUGGCUGCGCUUUUCCCCUUCAGCACAGCCCAAAGGCCCCGGCAGCUCAGCACCUGCGACCUCCUAAUGCCCUCCAGCCUACGGAGGAGUAGAAGUCCUUCCGGGGCCUCUCAACCAGCAGCCACCAGCCACCAGCCACAAAAGCCGUGAGCCGCGCGGGGCUGGCCUGAAAGCUCUGCGUCUUCCCACCGCGGCAACAGCAGCUCCCACCCGGAAGCGAGGCAGCCCUGCGGACCACAACUCCCAGAAACACCCGCUGUCUCGCUCAAGCUAAUUGACCCGCUGCGCCAUCUAUUAGCCAACCAGCCACAGGGAGACGGCUCCCCACGAGGCCUAACAACCAAUCAUAAGAUAGAGGAGGCGGGCGCUCCUCCAGCCGAUCCACGGGGUGUUGUCAAAAGUUUGGCGGGAUCCUGAAAGAAUGCUUUCUUUAGAGCCCCACGGCUGCUCCUGUGAAGGGAGAAGCGACAAGCAGAGAUAUGCAGGGACCUCUCUGCGAAGUAAUGACUUGGGGCAAACGGACAACGCCCACAGCAUCCCAAUAGUCUCAGAAGACUCUGGUCUCUGCUACUCCUGCCUGCGGUCCUCGCCUUGGUGCUCUCGCGCUUCCCGCGGCGUCCCGCCCCUCCGUCUCCUUAUUGGCUCCCCAGGGCCUUGUGCGGAAGGGGGCGUGGUGCGCGGGCCUCGGCCAGGCCUGAGAGGCCGGGAGGGUUUGACCCUGGGGCUGCAUGGACAGCUUAGCGCUCGGCCGCUGGCGACGGCGGAGGGCGGAGGAUCUGCAGGUUCCGGGGGACGUGAAACGGGUAUGCAGGAGAUUAGAAGCCAGUGGGCACGAGCGUGGCUGCCACCAGGUGAAUGCCUGUGCCCUGGCGUCCUGGGGCCCAGAGGACCGGGAGCUUCCAUCAAGAGGCUGCCCCCCAGCACCAAGGCCAGAAAGUGGCCAGGGGAGGCUAAGUACAGGGAUUUCUCAGAAUGGUGGAAGGAGCUCAGCCCAGCCUUGCCCAAGAUGUAUUGCAGGGGAAUCUACAGCUGCUCCCAUCCCUGCCAUGUGCGCCACAAGCCCCUGCUCCAGCCGCCACAGCUUCUCCGAUCCUGGAACAGUCUGACCUUGUGCUGUUCUUACUGCUUGAGGUAUACCUUCCCACCUCCAAAGAUUCUCCUGCUCCUUCGUGGCCCACCCGAGAUUCCUGUCUUGUGUGAAGCCUUCUUCAGGCCCCUCACCAGGGACAUUUUAGCCAUACCAAGAAUCAUUAGAAGAUGCAAGCUGGAAAAAAGAAGGUCCCAGUUUUGGUUUUGAACCCUUCAUGUUGCAGCAAAUGUGAAUCUCCUACAGAUGGGUUUGGGGACUUACCUGUUCAAAUAGCAGCCCGGUGUCCUCUGUGGGUGGGGGGAGGUUUGUCUGUCCUUUCAUUCUAGUAAAUCCACCAUCCUCUGCACGAGAGCCAGGAGAAUCCACAUCACUUCAAAAGAGCCCCCAAAUCCUUACGUACUACAGCCUCCUUUCGAAUGUUCCUGGUUGAGAGGGAGAUCAAUUGCAUUAUUUACAAGUCAAAAAAUUUUGUAUCAAACUUCCUAUGAGCUUGGGCACUGAUGGCCUAUGGAGGCCCACCCAGACGCAGCCCUGCCAUCAUGCUUUUUCAUUGUUUUGUGGAUGUACCCAGGGCUAUUUACACACUCUUUCAUUAAAAGGCUUAUUUUUAUAUUUAAAA
Messenger RNA from Pan troglodytes (chimpanzee), 4261 nucleotides. RefSeq names its product chromosome 8 C10orf143 homolog (gene C8H10orf143). NCBI's taxonomy places the organism in Eukaryota, Metazoa, Chordata, Mammalia, Primates, Hominidae. The transcript has 5 exons. Bases 2974 to 3849 code for a protein of 291 amino acids. The record is from RefSeq and is a predicted model, not a curated record.